UCCCUUCUUCCCCCUCGCGCACGCGCACUGGCCUGUUUGUUUAUUAUUAGUGCGCGGAGGGAAGAUGGCGGCGUCCUCCCUGGAACAGAAACUCUCUCGUCUGGAGGCCAAACUGAAGCAGGAGAACCGGGAGGCCCGGAGGAGGAUCGAGCUGGAGAUCAGCCCGCAGCGGGCGAGGCCUAUUAUUCUCAUCACUCUAAGCCCCACGCCCGCUCCAUCCCAGCGAGCAGCCUUACAACUUCCUCUCGCCAAUGAUGGGCACAGUCGAUCCGACAGUUCGACACAUCACCCGUCACUGCCUGUCCGGCCGCGGCACAUGUUGAACAUUCCCCAAACCAACUACGUGACGCAGCGGAGCUUGGAGAGCACUGAAAUUGACCAAAAGCUGCAAGAAAUUAUUAAGCAGACGGGUUUCCUGGGGAUUGAUGGACAGAAAUACCAGGCAGAUAUAAACGACUUGGAGAAUUUGGGAGAAAUCGGCAGCGGAACUUGUGGGCAAGUCUGGAAGAUGAGGUUUAAGAAGACCGGACAUGUCAUCGCAGUGAAGCAAAUGCGCCGAUCAGGAAACAAGGAGGAAAACAAACGAAUUCUGAUGGAUCUGGACGUGGUACUGAAGAGUCACGAUUGCCCAUACAUAGUACAAUGUUAUGGCACUUUUAUUACAAAUACUGACGUGUUCAUAGCCAUGGAGCUGAUGGGAACGUGUGCAGAAAAACUGAAGAAAAGGAUCCAGGGUCCCAUACCAGAGAGCAUUCUGGGAAAGAUGACUGUAGCAAUUGUAAAUGCCUUGUAUUAUCUGAAAGAGAAACACGGGGUGAUACACAGGGACGUCAAACCCUCGAAUAUUCUUUUGGAUGCUACCGGACAGAUCAAGCUAUGCGACUUUGGAAUCAGCGGGCGUCUUGUGGACUCAAAGGCCAAAACCAGGAGCGCGGGUUGUGCUGCUUAUAUGGCUCCUGAGAGGAUUGACCCGCCAGAUCCCACCAAGCCAGACUAUGACAUCCGAGCAGAUGUGUGGAGUCUCGGGAUCUCAUUGGUGGAGUUGGCCACCGGUCAGUUUCCUUACAAGAACUGCAAGACAGACUUUGAAGUCCUCACCAAAGUCCUUCAAGAAGAACCUCCGGUUCUGCCUCAUAAUAUGGGGUUUUCUUCUCUUUUUCAGUCUUUUGUCAAAGAUUGUCUCACUAAGGAUCACAGAAAAAGGCCAAAGUAUAAUAAGCUUAUGGAACACCAGUUCUUGCGUCAGUACGAGACACAAGAGGUGGACGUAGCCUCCUGGUUUCAGGAUGUCAUGGCUCGGACAGAGUCUCCAAGGAGCAGCACUCUCCUCAGUCCCCAGAACCUCCCUUUUUUCGGCAGGUAGCAUCUGGCAAGGGAGGAGGAGGACAUACCCCUCCCCAGCAUCACCUGCAGAUGCGGCUUUCAGACUCAAAAAGUGGAUAAUCGUGUAUUACGUGGUGUAUGGGGAGGGCGGGAGGGGGGCUUCUUCUGGACAUUUCUCCUUGCAAGGGGAGGUCAACUCCCACUCCCUCACCAUUCUUCUUUUCGGAGAUACUUCAUUACCCUUCACAUGUGAUCCCGCUACGGCCUACUUCCCUUAACGUUACGAGAGAUUGUCAAUCAGCACAUUACUGCCCUCUUUUACCUAGGACUCUGCAUCAGAGUUGGAGAUGUCCAUCAGACUUUAUGGAUACUGUAGGCCUGAAGAUUCCACAUCUCGUAUGCAAGUUGUCUCACACCCAAGUUCUCUUAUCCGUGUACUGUUGGCUCUGUUUAGUCAUGUGGUAGCGCCAUCAUGGUUCCCAAUGGAAACCGUAUUUAAUUUUUCAAGAUGCUCGGCGUGUUCAUUGGGUCACACUAUAUUCAGCUUGUUUUCUGUACACUUUGAGUAGUUGAGUACCUCCAGCACGUACCAGAACUGACUUCUUGAUGGCGAGGGCAGCCACGUGACCAGAAA
Molecule: messenger RNA, 1957 nt
Organism: Nanorana parkeri
Lineage: Eukaryota; Metazoa; Chordata; Amphibia; Anura; Dicroglossidae
Gene: MAP2K7
Product: mitogen-activated protein kinase kinase 7
Exons: 12
Coding region: 65-1363 (432 amino acids)
Biological process (GO): protein phosphorylation
Molecular function (GO): ATP binding; protein kinase activity
Source: RefSeq, a predicted model, not a curated record